Molecule: messenger RNA, 2966 nt
Organism: Polyodon spathula (Mississippi paddlefish)
Lineage: Eukaryota; Metazoa; Chordata; Actinopteri; Acipenseriformes; Polyodontidae
Product: protein FAM131B-like
Exons: 10
Coding region: 776-1969 (397 amino acids)
Source: RefSeq, a predicted model, not a curated record
GGAGUGAGGGAGGCAGGGAGAGAGAGAUGAGGGAUAGUGAAUACCUUAUAUGUAUCCUUAAGAAAGAGCAAUAGGAAAAUAAAAACAGAGACGAGAGAGAGAGAGAGAGAGAGAGAGAGAGAGAGAGAGAGAGAGAGAGAGAGAGAGAGAGAGAGAGCGAGAGAGAGCUGAGUGGGAGAGAGAAAGAGAGUGUUAGAUAAUGGUUAGGGGCUGUUAUUAUUUUACUGAUGGGGGAGACAAACAGAUAGAUAAAUAGAUAGAUAGAUAGAUAGAUAGAUAGAUAGAUAGAUAGAUAGAUAGAUAGAUAGAUAGAUAGAAAGGAAAGGAAAGGAGAGGGAGAACUGGGAAGAAAAGGGUCUCAUUUGACAGACACAUCGACACGAGCACACAGAGCAACAGACAUUAAAAUCAAUAGAGGGAGGACGAGAGAGAGGGCUAUUUCCCUGUCUGGGCAACAUACAGACGGACAGGCAGACAAACAGUAGACAGGCAUACUAAAACCAAAACACUGAUAGCCAAGACCCAGAGAGAGAGAGAGACGGAUAGAGAUAAAGAGAAGGGGUGUGUGUGCUUGGCUCGUUUUCCGCGUUUCAUCAAAGCCCCCCUCCCCUCCCCUCUACUACCCUCUCCACCCCGCCCCCUCCUCAUCGCUGGAGCACAGGAGAAGACAAGAAGAGAAGAAUGUCAGGCCUGGGUUUAGGAAUAUUAUCACUGACCAAUUGGAUAUUACCUGGCUGCUAAGAAAGGACAGGACCACACUCACCUCAACACAACCAUGGGCUGCAUAGGAUCCCGGACUAUCUCAUCGGAGGCUGUGCAGGUGGGCAAGAAAGAAGGAGAGCAGAAUGCCCGUACAGAGCUCUCCUGGGACGGUAUCAAUAUCUCAAUGGAGGACACAACCUCCAUUCUACCCAGGCUGAAACGGAACUCAAAUGCCUAUGGGAUCGGAGCUCUGGCUAAAUCAUCAUUGUCAGCAGGCGUAUCCCGCAGUGUGAAGGAUCACAUCACCAAGCCCACGGCCAUGGCUCAAGGACGCGUGGCACACAUGAUCGAAUGGCAGAGCUGGGGCAAGCCCUCUGCUGGCCCCGGGGUGAUCAGACCAGCCGCCCGGGAGAGAGAGAGGAGGUUGGAGAACGACGCCUACUCAGACCUCAGUGAAUCAGAGAAGGAGGCCAGAUUCGCAGCUGGUGUAAUGCAACAGUUUGCGAUCUCUGAGGCGACUCUGUUGGCCUGGACCUCGAUGGACGUGGACAGCAUGAGUGCGGGGUCAAACCAGGGCAGCGUGGCUCAUCUGAGCGAGGUCAACCAGGAGUCAGUCACCAGCAGAGAUCAGAUCCUACGCCACUCCUCAGUGGAUGGCUGGCCACACACCUAUGUAUCUCAGGGUCUGUACUGUCUCAGCUCAUCUGAUGCCUGGGAGCCAAUGAGCAACGAGCAGUCCAACAUGGCCUCUCCUGCUGCUGGCUCCUAUGUGAUGGGGGGUGUAGCUUCACAGAACCACGAUGAAAACUCUGCCUACUUCCACCAACACCUACAGCAGAUUCAGUCGAAUGAACACAGAAUAAACCACACCCAGUCUGCUCAACAAACCCCAAACACCACAAUCCAUGGGCAGCAGGCUCCGUCCACUCACACACCACUGGUGGAUCUGUGGGGGGCAGGCCAGGGAUGUGUCCAUUACACUGAGGUGGGCGGGUAUGUGGGUGUGUCUGCUGGAGAAGGGGGUGUGACCACAGGAGAGGAGCCUGCAGUGGAAAACGCACCCUUAUUGGACAAGCAAGCUUCACAGGAGGACGAGGAUGAUGCUCUGUGUAGAGAUCUGGGUUCCAUGUCUCCCCCCCGAGAGGAAUCUGUCACCGUGGGCAACAACAGCACCAACGAGACCAUUCUGCCCCGGAAGAUCUCUGAUGUCACUUCCUCUGGAGUGCAGUCUUUGGAUGAGGAAGACGGAGAGACCAGCAACAUCUGAAAGGGCGGCUUCCAUACCCAGCAUUAAGUGAUUCAUUGGAAGUUGUUGGUCAACCAGCUUUAUGGAAAAAAGCAACAAAAAAAUAACCCCACAAACAAACAAACUUUCAUUUGCAAAGAAAUACAUGUAAAAACAUUUAGGAUUUCCAUUUCAGAAAAUGGCCAAGCAUGCUAAAGGGCCUUUUUAUAAACCAAUGGAAUUCCAUUCGAAAAAUGGGAGAAGGAGGAUCCAAAAAAUGCAGACAGGAGUUUGGAAAAUUUUAAAUAUCCCAGAAACAUGGAGAGGAAAUAAGGAGUCAAAAGCUGAGAAAGGUCCUUGAUUCUUAAAAAACACAAAAGUCAUGCUGAGGUUUUACAAACAAACUCUGGAGCCAUUGGAAUUGUGUUUUAAUGUUUUAAAUGGAAAACAAAACAUGCACUUCAUAAUUACAGUAUCUAUAGAUGUUAGUUCUGUUUAAUUGUGUAAAACCUGAAGACAUAAAAUAUAGUUAAUGCUAUUUUUUAUUGUAAUAUAGAGCUUUACCAAAUUAUACGGUAAAUGCUUUGUAUUCUACCAAAUGGAAAAUCUAAUUAAUACAUAAAAACAACAUUUUCACUUGACGACUUCUCUCAUGGAGGCUUGUAACAGUAAUAAAGAGUACGAGGACUGAAACUGCAUUUCUUACCGUUUUAACCUUUUCUCAGUGCUUCUCACAGCAAUUCAAAUAUUGCAUUGUUCAAAAUAUUUGAUCGGUCUGAGUACAGACUGAGUUCAGAAGCUGCUUGUUUCCUGUCAUAGACAUCAAGUAGGCUAGAUCAGCCAAAGUGUCUUUAUUAGUAAGCACCAACACCAUCUAGUGCACAGCAAGAUGUUACCAACAAAACAAAAAGAAACUAAAUCCAAAGUGAUAGAUCCAGCUCAUCUAUAAAGACACUUGGAAUGGUCUAGGUUAUUUUAUAUCUAUGACAGGCAAUGAGAACUGAAGAGCAGCUCCUGAAAUUAAGUGAAACCAUUAAAA